This is a messenger RNA of Punica granatum (pomegranate), 2568 nucleotides long. NCBI's taxonomy places the organism in Eukaryota, Viridiplantae, Streptophyta, Magnoliopsida, Myrtales, Lythraceae. The record is from RefSeq and is a predicted model, not a curated record.
CUUUCGCGCCAAAAGGCCCCAAUCUUCUUUAUCUAAGAUUUUAGAAUCAGAAUAAGCUUUUCGGUCUAUCGAUCUUACCCGGACUUCUUGAUGCAGUAAAGUUGUUCCCUUGGACAAAUAUCGUCACAACAUUCAAAUUUUUUUUAUGUAAAUUAGAUUCACGUGUGUGCCCCUUGUAUUGUUUGAUGACUGAUGUUAUUGUUGGCGGUUCUCUUUGAACAACAAUGCCAUAUCAUAUGAACAUGUUUUCCUUAGCUAUGGAUUCUUGAUUACAUGCAAUAAUACCCCGAGAGAGAGAGAGAGAGAGAGAGAGAGCUGUCAACUUUGUUCCUUGCGGUAUUAUGAUUCUUCUUCUUCUUACUGGAAAGACAUCAACUCGACAAGGUACCAGGUUCCUGCACACUGCUUCGUCGUCUUCUUCCGAUAUUCCCGCCACUCCGACCCACCUCAACCACCUCCUCAACGCCGUCUCCCUUACCAAGAACCUCAAGCAUGCGGCCCAAAUCCACGCGCAAAUCAUCACCAACAGCUUCUCUUCCCUCCCCUUCCUCUUCAACAACCUUCUCAACCUCUACUCCAAGUGUGGCCAAGUUGGCCGGACCCUGCAGCUCUUCUCGUCGACGCGAGAUGAGUGCAAGAACAUCGUCUCUUGGACUUCUCUCAUCACCCAGCUUUCCCGUUCCGGCAGACCCUUUCAGGCAUUAUCUGUUUUUAACCAGAUGAGGCUCACCGGAAUUUUCCCGAACCAGUUCACGUUCUCUGCUGUUCUCACUGCCUGCGCGGACAUCGGGGUGGUCUUCCACGGGGAGGAGAUUCAUUGUCUCGUUACGAAACACGGGUUCAAUUCCGAUGUCUUUGUUGGGAGCGCGAUGGUGGACGUGUAUGCUAAGUGCUUGUAUAUGGGCUCUGCAGCGAAGGUAUUCGCUGAAAUGCCAGAGAGAAACCUUGUGACUUGGAAUGCUAUGAUCGUGGGGUUUCUGCAGAACAAGUGCUAUGAUCGGGCAAGUUUGGCAAUCAGGGAGGUUCUUCGCGAAGGUUCAGUUAUGCCCGACCAAGUAAGCUUUUCGAGUGCUCUGAGCGCCUGUGCCAAUAUGGGCGGAUUGGAAUUCGGUAGGCAGCUUCAUGGGGCUGUUGUUAAACAUAAUUUGAUUGAUCUAGCUUAUGUGAAGAACUCCCUUAUGGACGUGUACACUAAAUGCGGGUCGUCAGGUGAUGCUUUUAAGUUGUUUCGGGUUUGCAGUGAAAGAGAUGUUGUCACAUGGAACGUGAUGAUGAUGGGGUGUGUCCAUAUUGAUAGCUUUGAAGAAGCUUGUAGUUACUUUAAGUCGAUGAUGAUUGAGGGUGUUUUGCCCGAUGAGGCCUCAUUCUCGACUGUGCUCCAUGUUUGUUCGAAUCUCUCAACGCUGAUCCUGGGUGCUUCGGUUCAUGAUCAGAUAAUAAAGCGUGGAUUUGAGAAGAACAACUGUGUCAGAGGUUCACUAAUUACAAUGUACACGAAAUGCGGAAGCUUAGAUGAUGCUCAUAAAGUGUUUAAAGAUAUUGAGGACCCCAAUGUUGUUUGUUGGUCUGCUAUGAUCGCAGCAUUUCAGCAACAUGGUUGUGCUGAUCUUGUGGUUGAAUCCUUUGAGAAGAUGGUAGGGAAGGGAAUAAAGCCUGAUUAUAUUACUCUUGUCAGCGUCCUUUCAGCCUGUAGCCACACGGGCCAGGUUGAACGGGGAUUCGAAUACUUCAAUUCCAUGACUGAAUCAUGCGGAAUCAUCCCCGGGAGUGAACACUAUGCUUGCAUGGUGGACUUACUUGGUCGUGCUGGCAGACUGCAUGAAGCUAAGCGGUUCAUUGAAUCAAUGCCAAUCGAACCCGACUCAUCGGUUUGGGGGGCCAUUCUCGGGGCUUCCAGGAACUCUGGGAAUCUCGAGAUGGGAAGACAAGCUGCAGAGAAGCUUUUUGAACUGGAACCCAGCAACUCAGGGAGCUACAUUUUGCUUGCCAACAUGUAUUCUCGAGCCGGAAUGCUCAAAGAAGCUGAUGAAAUUAGAAGGUUAAUGGGGAUGAAUAGAGUAAGAAAAGAAACUGGCUGCAGCUGGAUCGAUGUGAAGGAUAGAACAUUCGUGUUCACUUCCCAUGAUAGAUCGCAUUCGAUGAGCCAAGAUAUUUAUAAGAUGUUGGCUAAAAUGGAGGAGUUGAUCAAGAAGAAGGGGUAUGUGGCUGAAAUCGAAUUUGCAGUCAAUAGCAUUGGAGAGCAUAAGGAGCGGAACUUGUGGCAUCACAGUGAGAGACUAGCUCUUGCCUUUGCGCUUCUUACUCUCCCCAAAGGGGCUCCUAUAAGAAUAAAGAAAAACCUGAGGACCUGCGGUGACUGUCAUAUCGUAAUGAAGUUUGCCUCGGAAAUUUUCGAGAGGGUAAUUAUUGUUAGAGAUGUCAACCGGUUUCAUCGGUUUGCUAAUGGCAUAUGUUCAUGUGGAGAUUAUUGGUGACGAAAUCAUGACAGGAGUCUCACAUUGUUUAUGCCCAACAGGAUUCAUGAAUAUAUGCCCUGCAACAUCUAAUGAACUAUGUUUUCGGGUGGCU